Molecule: messenger RNA, 1914 nt
Organism: Trichosporon asahii var. asahii CBS 2479
Lineage: Eukaryota; Fungi; Basidiomycota; Tremellomycetes; Trichosporonales; Trichosporonaceae
Exons: 5
Coding region: 1-1914 (637 amino acids)
Biological process (GO): magnesium ion transport
Cellular component (GO): membrane
Molecular function (GO): magnesium ion transmembrane transporter activity
Source: RefSeq, a predicted model, not a curated record
AUGUCCGCCAGUGCGAGCGCAACGAUAUCAGCGUCUGCGUCGGCGGCCUCGUCCUCGCACGGAGAGGGCCUCGGACUCGACCAGAACAACGUCACGUUCAAAAUCGUCGGUGUGUGUUUGGCCGUCGGCAGUGGUUUGUUUAUCGGAACGAGUUUCGUCAUCAAGAAGAAGGGACUGUUAAAAUCGACGGAGAAAGCGGGCAACGAGGCCGGCGAGGGCCAUGCGUACCUCAAGAGCUGGCUGUGGUGGACGGGAAUGAUCAUGAUGAUCAUCGGAGAGUCUCGUGGCGGGCGUCGCCGCCAAGAACUGCGCAGAAGCACGAGGGCGCACAGCAAAGCAGCAGCUGACCCACAGGGAUGGAUAGGAUGCAUCCUCUGUAUUCUCGGCUCGGUCAUUCUCGCCCUCAACGCACCGGAGCAGAGCACGGUGCGGACGAUCAAAGAGUUCCAGGGCUACUUUGUGUCGCCCGGCUUCCUGACGUGGGCCGGUAUCUGUAUCGCGAUCUCAAUCUUCAUCGUCGUCUGGGUCGCCCCGCGCUACGGCAAGAAGCACAUGCUGCCGUACAUCUCGGUGUGCUCGCUGAUCGGCGGCAUCAGUGUGUCGUGCACGCAGGGCCUCGGCGCGGCCAUUAUCACGAGUAUCUCGCCUGGGUCAAGGACUGGUUCUUCUGGUUCCUCUUCGUCUGACCCCAGAAUCAACUACCUGAACAAGGCGCUCGAGCUAUUCAACACGUCGAUGGUGGUGCCCGUCUAUUUCUGCUACUUCACCAGUGCGACGAUGAUCACAUCGUUCAUCCUGUACCGCGGCUUGAAGGCGUCGGCGCCUACGCUCAUCACGAUGGUGUUAGGCUUCCUUGUGACGUGUUUUGGCAUCACGAUCCUGCAAAUGUCCAAGGUGGACCCGACCAAGCUACAGGGCCUGGACCGACGAACUACCAUCCUGCUCCAGGCGGCGCGCCAGCACACCGAGGCCGACGAGAAGGGCGACCUGAAGGCGAUGGAGGACCCGGGCAUGGACGCUCUGCGCGGCGGGUUCGGCAGUGUCGGGUCCAUCAUCCGUGCCCGUUCGAUCCAGCGCCGGCGCUCGACGCUGAGCUCGCAGCACUCGCACGGCUUCACCAACUCGGCAUACACGGGUGGCACGCACAUGCACCACCUGAGCACGCAGGGCCUGGCGCAUUUGCCGCGGUACCAGCUGAACGACGCGCCGAUGCACGACGAGCCCGAGACUAUCAGUCUCGCGCCGCAGCCGACGGGCUCCUCCGCCGCGGCGCGGAGCCGCGCGAGCACGCUCAAGUUUGACGACCAGGAGACAGUGCACCAGUACGGCUACGGCGCACUCGCAGGUGUCGCACGAGGAGCUGCGCUCGCCGACACACCAGAGCUCAGCCGACCGCAUAAGCUUACCGACGAUCACGGAGCUGUCGCCGGCGCCGACGCCGGGCACAACGCUGAGCCCGGGCGUGGCGCAGCGCGCGCCCUCGCACGCCUCGCAGAAGACGGCCCUCUCGCACGCGUCAGAGGAGAAGCUCGACCCAAACGAGCACGGCGACUCGACGGUCCGGGCCACGGGCAUGGGCACGGGGGACACGGGCGGCGCGACUCGCGGUCUUCGGACGUGCGCGGCGGCCAGGCGCGGGGCAUGCGCGACUACCCGCGCACGAAGGAGGCGGCGCUGGAGCGCGAGGAGCGCCGCGGCUUAGUCCGCUCGCCAGUGGAGAGUCCGGUGAAUUCGCCCGAGGAGGACCCGCUCGCGCGCUUCGAGUCGGUCGAGCUCGGCCGCCAGGAUUCGCGCGACAGCGACGACUUCCAUCUCCAGCAGGAAGUUGACAUUGCCGCUCCUCGGCCCAUCUCGAUCGAUGACGGAAGGUGCUCCCCGACCAGCGGCCGCAUUCGACCGGGAGGACCUAGGUAG